Messenger RNA from Mangifera indica (mango), 2236 nucleotides. Its product is annotated as galactoside 2-alpha-L-fucosyltransferase-like. The coding region runs from base 363 to 2084 and encodes 573 amino acids. The record is from RefSeq and is a predicted model, not a curated record. Lineage: Eukaryota; Viridiplantae; Streptophyta; Magnoliopsida; Sapindales; Anacardiaceae. Gene Ontology annotation, biological process: cell wall biogenesis; xyloglucan biosynthetic process. The transcript has 2 exons. Gene Ontology annotation, molecular function: galactoside 2-alpha-L-fucosyltransferase activity. Gene Ontology annotation, cellular component: Golgi apparatus; membrane.
AUCUACAAUAUAUAAAUACAGUACACGCCUUCCCCACUAAUACCGGCGGAACGUCUUAUCGUCUUUUCUCGGACGACAUGUCGUCUAUUUGUGGACCCAUUCCCCUACCACUUGAUUCGAUUUUCGGUCCCUGCGUUCACAGGAUCCGCACCUUGACUUUGCAUCAGUGCAGGUGGGACGUGUUCAAGUGUAGCAAUUGUCGGUGACACCAGCUCCCCUUCUUCAACUCUCUUCUCUUCUUCAAUUCUCUUCUGUCACCAACCUCUGCAACACAGCUUCCUCCGAUCCACACAGCCGGUAGGAAUUGGUCCAAAACUGACCUGAGCUAGUUUUUUCAACAUCCAGGUGAUAUUUUCUUUGAUAUGAAGCGGUUCAACAAAAAUCCAGAUACUGACCAGGGAACCCGCUCGGAUCCUGAGAGCCGUAGUGACAACAAUGCCUUAAGAUAUCCGGAUAGCGAAUGCCGGUUCGAGUUGAAUUUUAUGAGGUUGAUGGCUAUUUUGUUGAUUAUUUUGAUGGCAGUGUCGGUUCUCUUUUCUGUGUCAAUGGUGCUUAGGGACCCACCCGAUGAUGGUGUUUGGGAAACUAAUGAAGCCAGAGUUUUCGAAGUGAAAUCUCAGAAAGUACCCAGUUCAGAAGAUGAUUUCUUUCAGUCUGAUGAUGUGCCAAAGGAAUUGCUUGAUGGUCUUCUUUCUGCUGCAUUUGACAAAAAAUCUUGUCUCAGCCGGUAUCAGUCAGCAUUAUAUCGCAAACCAUUAUCUCAGAAACCUUCUUCUUACCUCAUUUCCAGGUUACGAAGUUAUGAAGCUCUCCACAAAAGAUGUGGACCCUGUACUGCUUCCUAUAACAAAACCGUGGAAAACCUCAAGUCUGGCCACCCUCCAGAAUCCUCAGUUUGUAACUAUGUAGUAUGGAUUUCUUUUAGUGGUUUAGGGAAUAGAAUAGUUACCCUUGCAUCAGCAUUUCUUUAUGCUCUCCUUACAAACAGGGUCCUGCUUGUUGAUCCAGGAGUUGACAUGGUUGAUCUCUUUUGUGAACCAUUUCCAGAGGUCUCUUGGUUUCUGCCCUCAGAUUUUCCUAUCAAAAAACAGUUUGACCUCUUUGAUCAAAAUUCUCCACAAUGUUAUGGGAGGAUGUUGAAAAGCAGUUCUACUAACUCAAAUGGCUUGAAGUUACCAUCUUUGGCAUAUCUUCAUCUUGUCCAUGAUUAUGAUGAUCAUGAUAAGCUUUUCUUUUGUGAUGAUGAUCAAAGUUUUCUUCAAAAAGUACCUUGGUUGAUAAUGAAAACAGAUAAUUACUUCAUCCCAUCUCUUUUCUUGAUCCCAUCAUUUGAGCAAGAGCUGAAUAAUCUUUUCCCAAAGAAAGAUACCGUUUUCCACUUCUUGGGUCGGUAUCUUUUCCAUCCAACAAAUACUGUCUGGGGACUAAUAACCAGGUACUAUCAUGCAUAUUUAGCUAAGGCAGAUGAAAGAAUAGGCAUCCAGAUUCGAGUCUUUGACACUGGUGUUGGUCCGCUCCAACAUGUGUUGGAUCAGAUACUAGCUUGUACCUUAAAGGAGAAUCUGCUGCCUGAAAUUGACAGGCAUAAAGACAUCAUCCAUGCCAGAACUCAGAUAUCUAAACUUGUCUUGAUAACAUCCUUAAGCUCUGGUUACCUUGAGAAACUAAGGGAUAUGUACUUUGAACAUCCAACUGCAACAGGAGAAGUCAUCAGCUUUUACCAGCCAAGUCAUGAAGAAUUUCAACAAACUGAAAAGCACACACACAACCGGAAGGCUUGGGCAGAAAUGUAUCUGCUGAGUAUGACUGAUGUUUUGGUCACAAGCUCAUGGUCAACAUUCGGGUAUGUGGCUCAAGGUCUCGGAGGACUGAAGUCAUGGGUACUCCAUAAACCUGAGAAUAAGACAGUUCCUAAUCCACCUUGUCGCCGAGUCAUGUCAAUGGAGCCUUGUUUUCAUGCACCUCCCUUUUAUGAUUGCAAGGCUAAGAGAGGGAUUGACACAGGUUUGGUAGUUCCUCAUGUGAGGCAUUGUGAAGACAUGAGUUGGGGUCUUAAGCUGGUUGAUAUUGAGAAUAAGCCGUAAGUUGUAACAAGAUAGUCUAUUGCAACAAUCCUAGUUAAACUUGCAAUUUUUUGGGGUGUACUAUAGAAUCUGUUGUUUGCUUUAAGAUAUACCUUAAUUAUUUUGUUAUUUGAGACAAUCAAUAAUCAGGGGCUUGAUCUUUAAAAUCUUAA